Molecule: messenger RNA, 2682 nt
Organism: Rosa rugosa (rugosa rose)
Lineage: Eukaryota; Viridiplantae; Streptophyta; Magnoliopsida; Rosales; Rosaceae
Product: putative disease resistance protein RGA3
Exons: 1
Coding region: 454-2673 (739 amino acids)
Biological process (GO): defense response to other organism
Molecular function (GO): ADP binding
Source: RefSeq, a predicted model, not a curated record
GGGAUCUCACCGAUGUCGAACUACGCUGAUGUCGAACCCAAUUCGGGUAGGUUUACAUUUACUGUUAUUCAAGAAUGAAUGGACAUGUAUUCGUACGUGAAGAAAAACAUGAAUUCUGUUUCUUUUCUGGGUGCUUUACAACAGUAUUCUUUCAAGAAAGUUGAACAUUACAAGUGUGAAACCCAGUACUGCAUUUUCUUAAUAAUAAACGUCACCAAAUUUAGAAUAAUGGUGCGUGCUUGACUCGGCAAAAAAAGGGAUGAUGUGCUUGUUCACAUUAGGACCAGAAUAUGCUAAUAUUGAGGGAUGUCAUGUAAGUUACUGGUCUACAGAGCCCUGGCUUCAAGUCAACCAUCCUAGCAGUUUCAGAAUUUAAUGGAUAAAUUCCAGCUCCAACCAUUCUCAUCUCAUCUGACUAUCUGAGCCUUGAUUGUAGUUCAGUUGCUGCUAGAAAUGGCAGACUGGGUCUUAUCCCCAGCUUUACAAGUGAUCUUUGACAGAAUAGCAUCCCCUGUCAUAGAAAAGUUUGCUGACAUGUGGGAUUUCAAGGACAACCUCCAGAGCCUAAGAGAGACCUUGAUGCAGAUUCUACCUACUCUCGAGGAUGCGGAAGAGCAACAAUUCUCCAACAAAGCUGUCAAAAUUUGGUUGUCAAAGCUCGAGAAGGCAGCUUAUGAUGCUGAGGACGGACUGCACUACUUGACUGCUAAAUUGACUGCUAAAGGUGUGAUCCCUAGCAGUUGUUUUCAAUUUCUUGAUCUUAAGACUGAUUCCCGCAUUAAAGAGAUGCUUCUGGCAUUAGAAACAACUGUAAACGAGGGACUUGUUAAGUUUACUUUUACAAGGCCUAAUAUGGUAGAUCGUCGAUCUUCCGUGUGGGAGACUAGCUCUUUUGUCAUCAAGUCACAGAUAUAUGGAAGAGAUGAUGACAAAGAUAAGGUCGUGAAACUGUUGCUGUCUUCUCAAGCUUACCAGGAAGGAUAUGCAUCUUGUAUCGCAAUAGUUGGUAUUGGAGGAAUUGGUAAGACCACUCUUGCUCAAUUAGCAUAUAAUGACGAGAGAGUAAUCCAAAACUUCGAUGUUAGGAUGUGGAUUUUUGUCUCUGAUGAUUUCAAUGUCAAGAAGAUCAUGAAGACAAUUAUCGAGUCAGUAACGAAGGAUGAGUGCAGGUUCUCAGACAUUGAACUUCUUCAGUCUCAGCUUUGGCAGUUGCUGCACAAUAAAAGAUACCUCCUCGUGUUGGAUGAUGUUUGGACUUCGCAUCACAAUGACUGGGACAAACUAAAACCUUUGUUUAGAGGGGGUGUUGAUGGAUGCAAAGUCAUUGUUACCACCCGCAAUACAAAAACCGCACUCAUGACAGACUCCCCAAAUUCCCCUUUUCAUUUGAAGGGCUUAGAGGAGGAGGAUUGCUGGGCUUUGUUCAAGCAACAGGCUUUUGGGCGAGGAGAAGAAGAGAAAUAUCCACACCUUUUGCCAAUUGGUAAGCAGAUUGUCAGAAAAUGUGGAGGUGUGCCAUUAGCAGCAAAAAGUUUGGGAAGUGUAAUGCGCUUCAAAAGAAAUCAACAACAGUGGUUGUUUAUGCAAAAAACUGAACUUUGGAAAUUGGAUGUGGGCGAACAAGACAUUCUUCCUGCCCUGAUGUUGAGUUACUUUUACCUACCAUUUCAUCUUAGAAGAUGCUUUGCCUCCUGCUCAAUAUUUCCAAAAGGUUAUGAAUUCAACAAGCACAAGUUAAUUCAUCUGUGGAUGGCAGAAGGCUUAUUAUUGGAAGACGGUAGCAAGAGACCUGAAAAUGUUGGUGAUGAAUACUUCACCCAUUUGUUGUGGAUGUCUUUCUUUCAAGAAGUAGAUCGAUGUGAUGGUGGAGGUGUAAUUGGGUACAAAAUGAAUGAUGUCAUUCAUGACCUCUCACAGUACGUUGCAGGGAACACAACCAUGAUACUUGAAAAUGGUCUCCAACCAAAGAGUUUAGAAAAAAUUCGCCACUCCUCUGUUGUUUAUAGAUACAGAGCAAUUACAAUUCCACGAGCUCUGUAUGAAGCACAACACCUGCGAAGUCUGUUAUUUAUUGGAGAAUCUGGCUUGAUAAAGAACAUUCAUAAAAUCUGUUCAAGUUUUGUAUACUUGCGUAUGCUAGAUCUGAACAGUUGUGAUGUUCAUAUAUUGCCAGAAUCAUUGUGCGACUUAAUAUGUUUGAGAUAUCUUGACCUGUCUUACACACCUAUAUUAACGCUUCCUGAUUACAUUUCAUGGAAACUCGUGUCUCUGCAGACUUUAAACCUACUUGGUUGCCCUAAUCUGAAGCGUUUGCCAGACUUGGGAGGCAUGACAGGCCUAAGACAUCUUGAUAUAACUGCAUGCAGAAGUUUGACUCAGAUGCCUGAGGGUUUUGGAGAACUACAUCAACUUGAGACAUUGCCAUUGUAUGUUAUUAGCUACGACGGCAAGGCCCUUGAGCUGGGUGGUUUGAAUCUUUAUGGUAAGUUGAAUCUCACACACUUGGAAAAUGUAACAAAGGCAGUAGAAGCGAAAUCAGCAGGAUUGAGGAUGAAGGAGAAUAUCGAGUCAUUGGGACUAUAUUGGAGAGGCGAAGAUGUGGAUGAGUCAAUCAUGGUAAAACCAACAAGAAGCAGUCAUCUCAGGAUCACAGAGAGUGCCACAGAAUUCUGACCCUGUGGA